Messenger RNA from Helianthus annuus (common sunflower), 837 nucleotides. RefSeq lists its product as uncharacterized. Gene Ontology annotation, molecular function: protein binding. The record is from RefSeq and is a predicted model, not a curated record. The transcript is spliced from 4 exons. Lineage: Eukaryota; Viridiplantae; Streptophyta; Magnoliopsida; Asterales; Asteraceae. Bases 1 to 837 code for a protein of 278 amino acids.
AUGCAAACGGCUGAUCUUGAGCUACAAAACAAGAGUUACAAUACCACGUUAUAUUUGGUAGCUGCAGCAGGAAACAUUAAAGCUGUCAAAAUUAUGGUGGAAAAGAACAAGGCCUUGCUAACAAUCGCCGGUGGUAACAGAAAGAUGAUGCCCUUGUACGUCGCAACCUUGUAUGGAAACGAGGACGUCGUGAAAUACAUGUACAAUCAUUCAAAUAAUUUGCGUGAUGGUGGUUGGAUGCCUCUGAAUCGUCGGUGGCUGCUUUUGAAAUGCGUGGAGAAUGAUAUGUUUGAAUCUAUGGAAAAGAAAGAUAACGCAAUGAAGUUGCUAAGACUGAUUUGGGGAUAUAUUGCGAAAAAACCUAAUAAAGAGAUUGAUGAUAUACUGCGCGAAUUUGGCAAUCGUGAAUUUGUUGUUGAGCUCAUCCGGCUAUACCCGGAUCUCAUAUGGAAAGUAGAUGACAACAACCAAAGCAUAUUUCAUGUUGUUGUGGCACAUCGUCACGAAGGUAUCUACAACCUUCUAUAUGAUAUAGGCUCCAUGAAAGAUUUGAUCUCCCCUCUCAGAGACCGGAAUGAUAAUAAUAUGUUGCAUUUAGUUGGAAAGUGUGCAAAGCAAAAGCAACUUGAGGAUGUGUCAGGAGUUGCUUUAAAAGUGCAGCGAGAGUUACUAUGGUUUAAGAUGAAAGCUAUUACGGAUAGAGAUGGAAAAAAAAUUACCUGGUUUGGGCCUAUGCACCUGUUUCUAACCCGAGCUGAACCUGGUUUGGCCCAAAACGAUUCCAACCCGCCAGUUUGGAUAUCGCUUUGUAUUCUCGUCCUUGCAAUUGAUUUAUGA